Messenger RNA from Arachis ipaensis, 847 nucleotides. RefSeq names its product pathogenesis-related protein 1C. The record is from RefSeq and is a predicted model, not a curated record. Gene Ontology annotation, cellular component: extracellular region. Lineage: Eukaryota; Viridiplantae; Streptophyta; Magnoliopsida; Fabales; Fabaceae.
CAAGAGUUGCAACAUUUUCAUCAAAUAAACACUUAGCUUCCCACUUAACAUUUCUCUACACAUACAUCACUGAAAUAAUUAAGUAGUUGUUAUUACUAUUCACCAAAACAUGGCUUCAUUCUCUGUUGUGUUGUGUGUGUUAGGGUUAGUGAUUGUGGGUCACGUGGCCUAUGCUCAAGACUCACAACAAGACUACCUUGAUGCUCACGACGCAGCAAGAUCCGAGGUUGGUGUUCCAAACUUGUCUUGGGAUGACACCGUUGCAGCCUAUGCACAAAACUACGCCAAUCAGCGCAAAGGUGAUUGCCAAUUGAUUCAUUCCGGUGGCCAAUAUGGGGAGAACCUUGCAUGGGGCAGCGGCGACCUUUCCGGCACGGAUGCCGUGAAAUUGUGGGUGGACGAAAAGCAAUACUAUGACUACGAUUCCAACAGCUGUGCGAGUGGCCAAGUCUGCGGCCACUACACACAGGUGGUUUGGCGCAACUCGUUAAGACUUGGUUGCGCCAAAGUAACUUGCGAUAAUAAUGCGGGCACUUUUAUUAUUUGCAGUUAUGAUCCUGCUGGUAACGUCGUUGGUGAAAAGCCUUACUAAUACAAAUGAUGAUAUUAUUGUUAUGUCGUCUAUUUAAACUUUGAAUUAAUAUAAUACUGAUGCCAGUAUGAGUUCUUAAUUGUUAUUGAUUAAGAAGGUGGAUUUAGCAGUAAUAAGGCAAUAAUAAAAUCAUGAAUCUAUGUUGGUAAAUCAGGUCAUAGCUCGCAUAAUUUGUACUCAUGAAAAUUGUAUGUGGUGUGUGUAAUGUUAAUUAUAAGUUAAAUACUACAUUUAUAUAUUCCGUUUCUAUUUUUA